Messenger RNA from Magallana angulata, 3715 nucleotides. RefSeq lists its product as uncharacterized. The coding region runs from base 115 to 2304 and encodes 729 amino acids. Lineage: Eukaryota; Metazoa; Mollusca; Bivalvia; Ostreida; Ostreidae. The transcript has 4 exons. The record is from RefSeq and is a predicted model, not a curated record.
CACACAUAGAAUGCAGUACCGAUCCAGAUUAGUGUUAAAACCACCCAAACACCGAGAGAAAAAAACUUAGUAGAAACUAGUUAGCAAGAAAAAGGACGCUAUAUUCUUUCCAUAAUGGAUACUAAUCAUUUCGACUCCCGGUCUUUCCACAAAACACGGAAAGUGGAGAUGAACGGGUUCAUAGCAGAUGUGGAUAGAGACUUACGAAAGUUCUACCACGCCGAGCAGCGCUCCGUGGCGCUAACGUACGUACUCGCGGUGUGUCUGGGUAUGUUCGGCGCCCAUCACUUCUACCUGGGCCGGACCACGUACGGCGUCAUGUACCUGUGCACGCUGGGCCUGUUCGGCGUGGGUUACCUGGUGGACUUGAUUCGAGUUCCGUCUCUUGUGAAGGAUGCUAACAUCAGGCGCAUUGACGAGGAAGAAGAGAGAACCAUGUCAGACCUGUAUGUUCUCUGGUUUCCGUGUGGAAUCCUAGGUUUUCAUCAUUUUUACUUGAGAAAUCCCCUGUUGGGAGUUCUGUAUCUGCUGUCAGGAGGGAUAUGGGGACUGGGAUGGAUCAUCGAUGGGAUUCAACUCUCUGGGAUCGUUCUACAGUACAACCACAAAGAAGUCCCGUCGGUUUCAAUUUUGUACGCCUAUCUCUUCAUGCUUCCACCGUUCGGUAUUCUCGGGUUUCAUCAUUACUACUGUAAAAGGACGUAUUGGGGAAUCCUUUACAGUCUCACCUUAGGAUGUUUCCUGCUUGGUUGGAUUGUAGACUUUAUCAGAGUGCCGUUUCUUGUGUCUCGAACAGAGGGAACUGAGGAAGACGGACCGAAAAAAUAUCACUCGGACGACGCGUACAUAUUGUGGCUUUCAUUCGGAUUGCUCGGGUUUCAUCAUUUCUAUUUGAAGCGGUAUCGAUGGGGAUUAGUGUACGCAUUGACGCUGGGAUUAUUUGGGAUCGGCUGGAUAGUGGACGCCUAUAGGAUUCCUUAUUUAGUAAAGCAGCUUAACGUGCAGAGCGAUGAGGAGGAGGAUAUUACAAAUGUUGUGUCAAACUUCCAUAAACGACGCGGGUCUUUCUUGUCAGGCGUUAGAAAAGAAGAUAACUAUACGAGAUUUGAUGACGUCAUGCAAAACCAUCGGCCGGAGGGAAGCCCAAAAAUAUUCACUGUUCAUCGGAGCAACAGCAUUAAACGAAUCGUCCCCGAGCAAUCUUUUGAUGACGUCACCACUGAUGAGGACCGUGACGAAAACGAGUUAUAUACGUACAAUGUCGGACAGCUCCGGCGGACAAUAUCGUCCUACUCCAAUAACACUCACACCGUGGCUGUAGACGUCCACACAUGCCCCGGUCAACAUCUAGCGAACCCUCCCUACUCUGAGGAAUCCCGGAAUAUGACACCGGUCUUGCGCUCAAAGCAAGCAAAAAGAAGUGAGCAGAAAAAGAGGAUACAAACAAACGCCACAGAGAUGGAGAUCUCUCAACAACCACGUGACAACGAUGGUGGAUGUGCUAGAAAGGAAAGUGAAAGUAACGGAGUGAUUUAUCAUGAAUUACCGAGUGAAACUACUAAUGCAGAUACCGAUUCAAAUUUACGACAAAAACACAGCACUGAAGAGAAAGUAAAAGUUCGAACAAAAACCAAAAGGAAAAUUAUUGUAUCCCAAAGUAUGAAAACAAAACAACCUACGAAAGAUAAUGCAACAUUUAAUUCUCCUGUAAAGCUAUUAAAAGAAAAUAGUGAAGCGAUGAAUAUUGAACAAGACCAGAAAACGGAUGUGUUUGUUCAAGCAAGAGAAAGUCCAAUUGGUGCUGAUUUAAACAAAGACGUUUAUUCUGUAGAAAAGAGCAAAGAUCCAAGAAAGUUGGACAAAGACCAAAGAGUUGAUGAUAAUCGGAGCGAAUUAGACUCAGACAGUGUGGCCACAGUUGCCAGAUCUUAUUCCACCAUUUCUCAGCGAUCUUCAUCUCAAUCAAACGUGAUGGAAAACUCAAUGACUAGCAUUGACGUUAAUAAAAUGUCGAUCCCGAUCUUAAAUGAUGAUUAUACGAUGACCAAUAGUAACCCAAAUACACCAAGGUCAGCUAGAGAGUCGACGCCUCGAUUUGAUCCUGACCCUAACAACAGCCUACCAAGAGUCAUAAAAGUCCGGAAAAACAAGUCCAUGGCACAGACCAAGAGAAAUAUCAGACGCUCCAUCAAACGCAGUCGGCAGCGCGCGCAAACUUCCGAGAAACCAGAGGAAGAAUACAAAAACCAAGACACCCCAGUGGGAGCAACGGCAGAAAAAGCGGAGACGGAUCAUGGUAGAUAAGACCCGUUUUUACGACUGUAAACUGCUCUUUACGACUGGUUUACGACUCGGUGCAAUAGAACACAACACUUGUGUUAAAACUUUUCUUUAUUUAUUGAAAAAGAGAAUGUUUGUAUGGCAUACUUCAACUUCGCUUUAACUGACACUAACACUAAAAUUAGACUAACAAUAUGAAAAGAUGUACAUGUACAACGAAAGUACAACUGAAUAUAUACACGACUAGCUGCAGUUCUGUAUACGUAGCCCCCGAUCUGAAAAAGACGGCUUAACGAACUGAGGGCUACAGUGUGACACAAUAAAUAAUAUCAGUCCAAAACUAGCACACGUUUUUGUGCGCAAUAAAUACACAUUUCUUUAAUGAAUGGCACUGUAGAUUUCAGGUCUUCCAUCCGAAUAUUUUCAGACCGUUAGCUACAGACCUUUCCUCAUUCUAUACGUAUUCCCGCCUACGGUUUGAACGUGCAAUAAGUGUAUGACAAUCUUGUACUUUUAAAAAGGUAAAUAAUGAUGUGGAAUCCGGUAUCCGGAAAUCUGAAUUAUAAGGCUGAAAAUUAAAAGAUGAUAUAUAACUGCUUUUUAAUUUUAAUUUGUUCUAAGCGUAUGCAAAAUGUGUCUGUAAAUUAAAUAUAAUAAAAACUUUAAAACUCCUGUUUUAAUUAUUUUUACACCGUAUUUGUUAUUUCAAAAGAUAGAAUUAACAGGAGAAGUCAGCAUUAUUGCAUAUUGUACAUUCCACAUUCCAAGUCCGAUUUAGAAGAUCGUUUAGACGAAAUGUGUUAAAUUUUUUCCAACAAGUUUUCAUCCAUGAAUAAUUUAUCAAACAAAUCUAUUUUAUCGGUCUGCAAUUGAUCAAAUUCAUUUAAUUUAUUUUGACUUAUUUUAAAUUUAUCCUAUUCUCAUUGGCCGGUAUCAUUCACGCCUAUUUCUGCAAAUUUUGAUAUAUUUCAAGGUUAUGUUUCUGCAAAAUGUUAACUUUGCUACAUCUAUUUUUUUUUUCAAUUUGUCUUUAGCUGUUAUUAAAAUUUUAUACAUACAUGUAUACUAAUGGAUAUUCAUUUGAUGUAGUGAUACAGCUAGGGUGUCAUUUUUUUGUUUCUUCCCCAAAACAGGAACCUGUUUUUCAAAUUGCUUAUGAUGUGACACUAGGUACCUUUUGAUUAGUAAGCGUUAUUUCACAUGCAUGCAAUGCCAGUGCAACAAGUCUAAAACUAGCAAUUAAUCUUAAUGCAAUAUCAAGGAAAAUAUUCUCUAAAUACACAUUUUCGCGGAUUUCGUUUAUUAGUUGAUCAACGAAAUUAAAUGCUCAUCAAAGUACAUUUCCUAAUGAAAUAAUAUGAUACUGAUAAGAUCAAAGCCUACGAAUCCACGAAAUUGACUUUUACUAUUAUAGCUGCGAACAUUUAGUACACGA